This is a messenger RNA of Cannabis sativa, 1265 nucleotides long. RefSeq lists its product as uncharacterized. Bases 131 to 769 code for a protein of 212 amino acids. NCBI's taxonomy places the organism in Eukaryota, Viridiplantae, Streptophyta, Magnoliopsida, Rosales, Cannabaceae. The transcript has 2 exons. The record is from RefSeq and is a predicted model, not a curated record.
UAGAAAAAUCUGAAUUUGCAAUUCCAAUCUGUCAUCUCUCUCUCUUUGAAGUCUUAACCAAAUACUUUUUUUUUUGGUUAGAUAUUCAAUAUACCGUCGUCGCGUCUCUCCUUCUUCUCCAAACCAAAACAUGGGUCCUUCUCCUUCUCCAAAAUCCUUCACUUUCCCUCACUUUCCCGCAUUUUCCCUCUCAUGCCCUAACUUUCGCACUCUCACUCUCUCCCUGUUUGCGUUCCUCCUCACUUUCGCCGCCGCAACGGCCAGUAGUCCUUCCACCAUUUACGAUUAUCUCCGGCUGCACGGUCUCCCGAUUGGCCUUUUCCCAAAGGGCAUAACUGAAUUUUCACACGAACCUUCAUCCGGGAAUUUCCAGGUCUUGCUGAACCAGCCCUGUAAUGCCAAGUUCGAGAAUCAGUUUCACUACGAUUUCAACGUCUCCGGCACCUUGACGUUUGGCCAGAUCGGAAAUUUGUCUGGCGUUACGGCUCAGGAGCUCUUUCUAUGGUUCCCUGUCAAAGGUAUUCGCGUCGAUGUACCCAGCUCUGGUCUUAUCUAUUUCGAUGUGGGUGUCGUUGAUAAGCAAUUUUCUCUCUCCCUCUUUGAAUCACCUCCCGAUUGCACCGCCGCUGAGCCCUCUGAUCUCACUUCCGAUGAUGCCUCCUUUCACUCGACAUCCCACAUAGCCGAUUUACAGUCUCGCUCUCAGAAUGGAUUCCGAAAACUUGGAAAUGAAAAUGGGCGAAGGAGCGAAUUAAGGGCUACUUCGUAGAUUGUGAACCAAAGACAUCAUUCAAGAUUCAAGUUAUCUCGAUCAAUCUAAGGGUUUUCCUUUGCCUAAAGAGAAUGUUUAAGAGUCUGGUUUGGAAGGUCCUAUGCUUUUUGUAUGUGUGCUUGCUUGCUAGGUUGUACAGAUAUUUCAGCCUGAUACUUCCAUCUUUUACAAUGAAAAGUAACAGUUUUGGUUAUAAUGGACGAAGAAGAAGAAGAAGAAAAGAUUUAUGAAAGAAUUGACCUCAUCAAUCAGGAACUGAAGGCAAGACAGGUCAUUGAUCAGGUUGGUUUAGCCAAUAAUAUAAUAGAGUUAUGUGUUUUUUUUCAUUUCCCUUUUGUUGUUAUAAUACUAUGCAUAUAGAAGAAACGUGAGUUUGUUUUUGAGGUCUUGUAAAUUAAAGAAUGUCUAUUCUGUUGGUUUUGUCUUGUGAAGUUGCUAAGAUUUUAUGAUUUUUUUUCCUUUAAAAUAAUAUAAACAUUUGUUUAAAUUAUAA